CCAGGUUAUUAUGGGGCAAAAGGAUUAUCGAUUAUAGCCAAAUAUCUUCAAGAGCAUUUUAUUAUAAAAAAAAAAUUCUUAUAAAAGAUCAUAGCUCUCCACAAACACCAAAUCAAUAUCUAUAUGAUAUUUUGGUACCAGAAACUGCAUCACACUUAAUUUUUGAAAAUCAACAAAAUAUUUCUUUAGAAGAAGCAUGA
Molecule: messenger RNA, 200 nt
Organism: Cetraspora pellucida
Lineage: Eukaryota; Fungi; Glomeromycota; Glomeromycetes; Diversisporales; Gigasporaceae
Source: the annotation of a GenBank genome assembly